Messenger RNA from Rosa chinensis, 1256 nucleotides. Its product is annotated as transcription factor PRE6. Bases 508 to 798 code for a protein of 96 amino acids. The transcript has 2 exons. The record is from RefSeq and is a predicted model, not a curated record. NCBI's taxonomy places the organism in Eukaryota, Viridiplantae, Streptophyta, Magnoliopsida, Rosales, Rosaceae. Gene Ontology annotation, biological process: regulation of DNA-templated transcription; regulation of growth. Gene Ontology annotation, molecular function: protein dimerization activity.
CAAUUAGCUACCUUCCCGUCUUUUCUAUUUCUAUUUUUCCUCUAUAAAUCAAAUAAUUUUUAAAUAAGUUUUAUCCCUCCCUCUCAAUCUUCUCGAUCACCAAAACCCUAUUAAUAACAUGCCUUAGCCCACUGCUUUCUCCCAUGCACUUGUCUCCCUCUUCCUCUCUUCCUCUCAUAUCCCACAACAACAUAAUUACUUCCAUCUCUCUCUUCUCUCUCUCUACCCUUAUCUAAUUCCCUUCUCUCCAUAAGUAGUUGUCUCCUCUCUCAAACAUUUCCUCCAUCUUUCCCUCUUUCCCUUAUCUUAUAUACUCUGCUUCGAUCUGCUCUGACAACUAAACUACCACUCUUGCUCUAGCUGCUUGCCUCAGGUUUUCUGUUUUCCUCGGGCCAUAUAUCCAGCUCCUUCAUUCUCAUCAAGUCUAUAUAUUAAUUGAACUACCGCUCCUACAUCUUCGGUCUGACAAGUACCUGAAACUAAAAGAGCUAGCGAGUCCUUCUAACAAUGUCUGGCAGAAGAUCAUCGCGUUCGAGGCAGUCGGGCGGUUCCAGGAAUAACAACAUCAGUGACGACCAGAUCGCUGAUCUCGUAUCCAAGUUACAGCAACUUCUUCCUGAGAUUCGCAAUAGGCGCUCGGACAAGGUGUCAGCAUCCAAGGUCCUGCAGGAGACUUGCAACUACAUCAAAAACUUACACAGAGAGGUCGACGACCUGAGUGACCGCUUGUCUCAGCUUUUGGCCACGACUGACAUGGAUUCCGACCAAGCCGCCAUUAUCCGGAGCUUACUUAUGUGAUCGUCGAUCUGCCAUUACUAUUACUCUAUAUAUGAAGUCUCUGUUUUGGUCAUGAUCAUCAACGAGUUUGUUCUAGCUAGCUACAUAUAUGUCUGGCUAAGCUAUAGCUAGGGUUUGCUCAUUAGUCACAAUUAUGAAAGUGUUUACACAUGGAUGCAUGGACGUCUUCAUCGAUCUCCAUGGUAUCGCUUUCCAAGUCUUGUAGUAACUAAUUAACUUAAUAUAUAUAUAUAUAUAUAUAUAUCUAUAUAUAUAUAUAUAUAUAUAUAUAUAUAUAUAAUAAAGGGCUUUUCCUUGUAAAAGUUCUAACUAAUUUUGUGUUUAGAUUUUUUUGAAUCUCAGUAUAUCUAGCUAUAUCCAGUGAGCUACUUCAUAAUAUAUGCAUACACAUAUAUGUGCCUUUUGUCCCAGAGAAGUGAAUUUAUAAUAUUAUCCAUUAUUGUCGAUUAUGACACAUA